AUGCUUCAAAAUGGAGCCAGUAAGCACAGAGGUGAAGAUAUCAGGAGCAGACAACAUCCAUAUCAAGAGGAAAACUGUCCCACCUUUCGCAGUUCACAGAUCAAAUCCAAGCGCAGCAGUUCACCCCUGAGCUCAGUCAAGUCCAUGGCUACCAAGGCCUCUGUUACAUUGGAGAAUGAUCUUAGACGGUAUGGCUCUUUCCUCAUUCAAAAUUCCACCCCACAACAGCAGAAUACCAACGAAAACACAAGCAAACAGCAGCUUCAUUCCCGACAGCUAAGACCGUCAGUACUACGCAAAGGCAACCAGCCUUUCCCACAGGAUGUUCACUCUGCUGUGCACGACUGGGUUGUGAAUACUGUGUGUAAGACAGAACCUGAAAGCGAGCAGUCCGAUUUUGCCCCGUUUUACAAUGGCCAAUCAGAGAGCAGAAGCAAAGCCUCCGGGUCAAGUCCUCAGCCAAGCAGCACAGAACAUACUGAAAGGAAUGCAUAUUCUGUUCAAGAGGACUUGCUUUGUGUUAAAGGACAAUGUCGAUGGCCAGGUUGCUCAAAGAGCAAGGAGGUGUUCAAAGAAUAUGCGCAUUUCCUAAGACAUCUGUCUAAUGAGCACGCUCCUGGAGACAGAAGCAUAGCCCAGCUGAGGAUGCAGAAAGACAAGGUGCAACACAUGGAGAAUCAGUUAACUUCAGAAAGACAGAAACUUCAGGCCAUGCAUCUACACCUGUUCCAAGCCAAAUCUUCCUCUGAGGUCAGUACCAGUGUGGACAAACUAGGCCAUCUUUCUGGACACCUACAACCUGCUGUGUGUCAAAAUGCAAAUGGUCUCUUUGACACUGAGCAGGUGGCAAGUGAUGCAUUAGCGCAGGGAUACUGGCAGAUCUCUACCUCACAAGUUAUACCAGGAAUUAUCCCCAGUUUUGAGUAUUAUAAAUACACAAACAUCCGGCCACCGUUCACCUAUGCCUCCAUGAUAAGAUGGGCGAUCCUAGAGACACCAGAGAAACAACUGACUCUCAAUGAAAUCUAUCACUGGUUCACCCGCAUGUUCUUUUAUUUCCGACACAACACAGCCACAUGGAAGAAUGCUGUUCGGCACAACCUGAGUCUACAUAAGUGCUUUGUGCGUGUUGAAGGAAGGAAAGGUUCUGUUUGGACAGUGAAUGAAGAGGAAUUUCUUAGAAGGAAAGGACAAAAGUUACACAGGGACCAGGAUAUGGGCUGGAUGACACCUUUUCACCUGUUCCCUUUGACUCCACAAGGGGAAUCUUACCAGAUGUGAGGGACCUCAAACAAUACUCAACCACUAACAAUAUUAUCUUUUAGAAUAAAUGCAGUUUAUAGGAGCAUUGAUCUCAGUUAAGACUGUUAUACAGUAAGUUGAUGCAGAUUGAUACAUUUACACCAUGAUG
This is a messenger RNA of Triplophysa dalaica, 1411 nucleotides long. It is a transcript of the gene foxp3a, whose product is annotated as forkhead box P3a. Gene Ontology annotation, biological process: regulation of transcription by RNA polymerase II. Lineage: Eukaryota; Metazoa; Chordata; Actinopteri; Cypriniformes; Nemacheilidae. Gene Ontology annotation, cellular component: nucleus. Gene Ontology annotation, molecular function: RNA polymerase II cis-regulatory region sequence-specific DNA binding; DNA-binding transcription repressor activity, RNA polymerase II-specific. Bases 1 to 1281 code for a protein of 426 amino acids. The transcript is spliced from 12 exons. The record is from RefSeq and is a predicted model, not a curated record.